Messenger RNA from Sphaeramia orbicularis (orbiculate cardinalfish), 505 nucleotides. RefSeq names its product S100 calcium binding protein A11 (gene s100a11). The record is from RefSeq and is a predicted model, not a curated record. Gene Ontology annotation, molecular function: transition metal ion binding; calcium ion binding; calcium-dependent protein binding. The coding region runs from base 170 to 418 and encodes 82 amino acids. Gene Ontology annotation, cellular component: perinuclear region of cytoplasm. Lineage: Eukaryota; Metazoa; Chordata; Actinopteri; Kurtiformes; Apogonidae. The transcript is spliced from 3 exons.
CCUCGAUGGGGGAGAAGAGGGCAGAUGAGGUGUUUUCCGCUGAUGUUUGCACAGUGAACGGACAUGAAGCGUAUAUAUAUGAAGACAGAUGGUCAGACUGGAGGUUGUUGGUGGCACCUGAAGCCGGAUCACAAACACUUCAACAGGUAAUAUUCCAGCACAAACCAUCAUGGAAGCUGCCAUCUGCACCAUCGUCACCCAGUUCAAGGCGCAUGCUGGGAAAGACGGAUCAUCCAGCACUCUGAGCAAAGACGAAUUUCAGACCCUGGUGACCUCUGAACUAUCAAACUACGCCAAGAACAUGUCAGUCGACCAGCUCAUGGGCGAACUGGAUGAGAACAACGACGGCGAGCUGACUUUCUCAGAGUUCUGGAAGCUGAUUGGGACACUUGCCAGCAAACAGGGAGAAUUCCUUUAGUGAUUGUGCAACACCGUCUGACAAAAAAAAAAAAAAAGCAGUCACUAGCAGCAAACCCAGAUGCAUUGAAUUCUUGUAUCACCAGUA